Lactuca sativa (garden lettuce) is the source of this 1056-nucleotide messenger RNA. RefSeq names its product Cysteine proteinases superfamily protein. Gene Ontology annotation, molecular function: cysteine-type peptidase activity; deNEDDylase activity. The record is from RefSeq and is a predicted model, not a curated record. NCBI's taxonomy places the organism in Eukaryota, Viridiplantae, Streptophyta, Magnoliopsida, Asterales, Asteraceae. Gene Ontology annotation, biological process: proteolysis; protein deneddylation.
UCAAUUUUACUCGAGCGAGAUAUUUGCCAUUUCGUUAUCUUUUUUCUUGUACAAAGCUCAUAAAUAAGUAUUCAACACUUUUUCUCACUUUUCUCCUUCAUUCUCCAGCCGAUGUAACACAUCCAUGAUCCAUCGCAGCAACAAUGGUUUCGGAUUUUGACAAUGGCAAUUGAUGCUUAAAUUGGAGAAACAUAAAGCAACACAACCACCUCCACCCCCUUCUCUUUUCAAACUCCAUAGUCUUUCAGACACCAUAUCAACAAACUGCAACAUGGCUAAUGAAAAAAUCCUAAGUUACAACGAUGUAAUCCUCCUCCAAUCAGAUCUCACCAUUUUAAAAAACCCAUGUUUUCUCAACGACCGAAUAAUCGAAUUCUACUUCACUCAUCUUUCUUCACUCCAUUCACAACAAAUCCUCUUUCUCCCUCCUUCAAUCACCUUCUGGAUAACAAACUGUCCAGAUACAGACUCCCUUUCAGACUUCCUCCAACCCCUAAACCUCCCAUCAAAACAACUCAUCUUCUUCCCAGUCAACAACAACGAUGACGUGGCAGUGGCCGAAGGCGGGACCCACUGGAGCCUACUUGUAUUUUUCCAAACCAAAAACUUAUUCGUCCACCAUGACAGCUUUCAUGGUAUCAAUAACCACCAUGCGAAACGGCUUUACAAAAGAGUUGUUUCGUAUGCUACUUGUGAUUUGGAUGAUACUGAAACAAGGUAUAUGGAAUACGUGCGGACCCCACAACAAGUCAAUGGGUUUGACUGCGGGUUGUAUGUUUUAGCGAUUGCUAAGGAAAUAUGUAGGUGGUUUGAUGGUGAUGGGAACAAAAACGAGGAUGAUUUAUGGUUUUUGUUUGUUAAGGAAAGGGUUACUUCAAUAAGUGUAUCGGGAAUGCGUAGGGAGAUUUUGGAGCUUAUAAGAAGCUUAAGAGAGAAAAAGUGAUGUUAUAGGGUUUGUGACAAAAAAAAAACAAAAAAAACCGGGUUUCAUGAUAUUGUAAUAUGUAAUUGUGUUAUACAGACAUUAUUAAGAUAGAGUGUGAUUUAUCUUUCUAA